GCUGCUGACAACAAACUUGAUUGAUUUUUGACACCUGAGAAAGAAUAUCGACUGGAAAAUGCCUGGGUGCUUUUCAAAAUUGGCGGAGAGAGUGCGUGGACGUCGGCGGCCUACUGCGUCGACAGGUUGUUCAAAUUCAUUUGUGGCUUGUUUUUCUUGUCUUUUUCUGUUUUGCAGGMUUCGUGAUUGUCGACAGGUGGACAGCGACAGCGACUUCGAAGAUGAAACAACUGUCCUGGAUGAGGUCCAGUUGGAUGUGCCAUUGGAUGAUGUGCCAGAUGUUCCACAGCUGCCAGUCCUCCUUGGUGUCCAGAAUGCUGCUAUCAUCCUUGAGGAUGUGCCAGAUGUGCAGACUAUCCUUGAGGAGGCCACUGGCAAUUGGCAGUUGAUUCCGAUUAGGUUCAGCCCCCUGUACUGUGGGCCUGUUGUGAUCAGGAACAAUGCCGGUCCGGUGGUUAAAGCGUGGAGAACUUUCCAGUUCAUCAGCCCCAUCAUCACCUACAUGCGUGGGGGAUCCCAGCAGGUGGUGGUGAGGAUGCACCACGUGAGUAGGGUGAGAGGCCUGGAGACUCAACUGGUGUGGGCCAUCUCCAAGGAGACAGCCAGGCUUAGUCCAGAGGGCAUCCCCUACUGUGCCACCAAAGUGCAGUCCAUCACUUGGAUCCAGCGUGUGGCUGGCAGGGUGACCCACUAUGCGUCUCACCUCCGCCACGAGACGUCUGUGGACGUGACGCUUGGCUGCUACCAGCAGACUGAUGUCUCAGUGGUGUACGCCACUCUCCACAUGGGGCUGGAUGGGCUUCUCUCCUCUUCAGCGUGGUCAGAGGCUGCCUCCUUCUCUACACCCACCACUCAGCAGUUCACUGACCCAGAGCCUGAGGGCCACAACUGCUAUGAGGGCUGGGAGGAGGACCUGCUGCCUGAGGAGAGGGAGGUUCCUCUGCUAAACCUCUACCUUACCACCAAGAGAGUGGAGGACAUCGCCCUGAGGCUCGUCUCCCUGCGCCAGGCCUUCACU
This is a messenger RNA of Salvelinus sp. IW2-2015, 1018 nucleotides long. NCBI's taxonomy places the organism in Eukaryota, Metazoa, Chordata, Actinopteri, Salmoniformes, Salmonidae. The record is from RefSeq and is a predicted model, not a curated record.